Molecule: messenger RNA, 1197 nt
Organism: Aspergillus calidoustus
Lineage: Eukaryota; Fungi; Ascomycota; Eurotiomycetes; Eurotiales; Aspergillaceae
Source: the annotation of a GenBank genome assembly
AUGUUCCCAGUCAUCAGCACCCCGACCAUGGCCCUCAAGGGAACCCUCGCAAUCCUCCUCGUGCUCUCCAGCACACUCCUCGCCACGGGCCAGAAAAUCAGCGGCCCAGAAUUCAACAAGCCCUUUGGCGGGCCGCCAGCGAGCUACUUCCAGGCCGCUGCGACGAUGCCCGUGGCGGCCCUGCAGACGGCGGCGACCGGUCUCUCCGAGUCUCCUGGCAACGCCGUUGCUGAUUAUAAGCUCUCGUCGUCGUCGAAGCAGAUGUCGACAAUUUAUACGGAUUGGGCGGAGUUGGAUGGGGGCGCCGCUCUUGUUUGGACGGCUGAUAUGGAUGUCGAUUGUGAUGGAAUCGACUACAAGUGCGAUGGCAACAAGGAUGGCCAGGCACUGACAGACUACGGUGCACUGUCUGCUUAUGCGGUCCCGUUCAUCGUUAUCCCCCAGGAAUACGUGUCCUCUGGAAACCAAGACGCCAUUCCUGGAAACAACGUCGCCGCCGUUAUCUGCAACGGCAAAAUGUUCUACGGCAUCCUCGGCGACACCAACGGCAAUGACCCCCAGGUCACCGGCGAGGCCUCCUGGCUCAUGGCUCGCACUUGCUUCCCUGACGACGAUCUGCGCGGGAAUUCAGGACACGCCGAAGGCGAUGUUACUUACAUACUCUUCACCGGCCCGAACGCGGUCCUCCCCCCCUCGGCUGUGAACGAGCACUACAUCACGGACUUUGGCACGCUCAAGUUCAUGGGCGAUAGACUGGUCAACGCCCUGCUCGUCAACCUCAGGCUCCCCGGUGCGACCCCGUCAGAGGACAAUGGAGCUUCCCAGCCACAGCCUCCACCCCCGGUCCAGACACAGUCGCACUCGCCGUCACAGUCUCAGGCUCCUCCUUCCCCUGCAUCCGUCACAGGACAAACUGAGCAGCCACACACGCUCACACCCUCGCCUUCGCCCUCGUCGCCCAAACCAGGGCCAGAGGCCGAGCCUGCCCCCUCGCCAUCGACACCAGAGGACAAUAACGACGAUAACGAUGGCGAUGAGGACGACUGCGAUUGGCCCGGCCACUGCGAAGGUAGUUCCAACUCCUCCUCCUCCUCCUCCUCCUCCUCCUCCUCCUCCUCCCACCUGGACCCAAGCACCAACCAGCCCGUUCUCCUGCUCGCGUUCCUGCUCGUUCUGAUCCUGACCCGUGGAUUGUAA